Elaeis guineensis (African oil palm) is the source of this 1747-nucleotide messenger RNA. Its product is annotated as protein NDL2. The record is from RefSeq and is a predicted model, not a curated record. Lineage: Eukaryota; Viridiplantae; Streptophyta; Magnoliopsida; Arecales; Arecaceae.
CCAGCUGUCGGGGAGAACUGUGCGUAGGACGACAUAUAUGGAGAGAGAGAGAGCGUCGGUGGCGUUAACCGGGGUUAAAUAAAGGGUUCGAGCGAGAGGGGACGCUUGGUAUAAGAGAGCGAGGAAAGAGCUGUUCAUCGGAGGACUGGGGAGAGAGAGAGAGGAAAGAGAGGUGAGAAGGCUGGAGGAGGAUUAGGGGGGUUUUCUUGGCCCGAUGGGAGAAUCGAGCAGUUCGGUGUCCAUUGAUGUGGAGAGGAUUUCGUUCGGCGGAAAGGAACAUCAUAUACAAACGAGUCAUGGCCCAGUAUCAGUUGCUGUAUUUGGAGAUCUUGAAAAGCCUGCACUAGUCACCUAUCCAGAUGUAGCUUUAAAUCAUAUGUCCUGUUUUCAAGGAUUAUUUUUUUGUCCGGAGGCUUCUUCAUUGCUGCUUCACAAUUUCUGCAUAUACCAUAUAAGCCCUCCAGGACAUGAGUUGGGAGCUGCUCCAAUUUCAUCAGAUGUUCCGGUGCUCUCUGUUGAUCAGUUAGCGGAUCAGGUGGCAGAAACUCUUGAUUACUUUGGGUUAGGUUCAGUGAUGUGUUUGGGGGUCACGGCUGGUGCUUACAUUCUUACCCAUUUUGCUACAAAAUACAGGGAGCGUGUGCUUGGUUUGAUGCUUGUCUCACCUCUGUGUAAGGCUCCCUCAUGGACUGAGUGGUUCUAUAACAAGGUUAUAUCGAAUUUGCUAUACUUUUAUGGGAUGUGUGGUUUGAUCAAGGAAUGCUUGCUUCAACGAUACUUCAGCAGGGAAGUUCGUGGAAGUUCACUCGUUCCUGAAUCUGAUAUCGUACAAGCCUGUAGAAGUGUUAGUACUCUGUAUACCAUAACUCUGGGUGCUUUUUGGGAAGAUUAUAAUUUUUCUUUUACAAUCGUCUUUACUUAUCCUCUGCAGUUGCUGGAUGAGAGGCAGAGCACAAACGUGUGGAGAUUUCUCCAGUCGAUAAAUGUGAGACAUGACUUGACGGAAUCAUUGAAGAAACUGCAGUGCAGGACACUAAUUUUUGUGGGUGAGAAUUCUCCCUUCCAUUCCGAGGCCCUCCACAUGGCCACAAAUCUGGACAGAAGAUACAGCGCAUUGGUCGAGGUGCAGGCGUGUGGGUCGGUUGUGACAGAAGAGCAGCCCCAUGCCAUGCUGAUACCCAUGGAGUACUUCCUUAUGGGGUACGGUCUGUACAGGCCAUGCCAGAUGAGCUGCAGCCCACGGAGCCCACUCAGUCCGUCAUGCAUCUCUCCUGAGCUGCUUUCACCUGAGAGCAUGGGAGUAAAGCUGAAGCCCAUCAAGACAAGGGUCUCGCUACAAGUUUGAGAGGAUAGGAUAGGGCGAAGGCAGUAUGAUAUACUCACAACUAGGGGUAGGCCCAGGGAUGGUGAUGAUGGAUAACACGAACGCUGUAGCAUUUGGGAUGUACUAGCUCUAUAGAUAUGUUUUCGUGGCAGUUUUUGAUGCGGAUAACGGAUUUACUGGUCUGUAGACAUGCAAAAGAUAAAAGAAAGUUGAGGGGAGGGGGGAUGGUGGUAUAUAGAAGGACAGGUGCAGAGGAUUGCGUGAGAUUCUUCUAUUCCAUUCAUUCGUAGUUACAACCCUUGUAAAUCUUUUCAUUAUUUAUGAUUGCAAAUAACAAUAAGGAAGGCGCGCUGUCCUCAAUCAUUAUAGAUGUGUGCUGUAUUCUCUUCUUCCUUUCCCAAAUUUAACUUGUCAAUCCAGCCA